AUGUCAACGACGAACGUUAGAUUUAUGACAUGCAGAUAUUGCGGAAAAACACGCGAUCAAAAACUCUUAACAGUUUGCCCGGAAAACAAGACAAUGUUGAAUAAAUGGAUCAGAAUUCUUGGCAAAAAAUUUGGGGAGAAUGUGAAGAAUAAAUUGAACAAUCGCAUUUGCCGAAGUCAUUUCGAGAAUUUGAAUGGACCCCGAAAACCGAAUCAUCUUCCAGUUAGAGAGGAAGAAGAAGAUCAGGAGGAUCAGCGAAGAAAUGAUAAUGUUGCGAGAGUUCAUUAUGUUCCAGCACCGGUUAGACAAGUUGUGGUGAGGUUUUGUUUUGAGGUAGAGAAAAUUGGUGGCCUAGGAUACCAAAUAUAGUUUUGGUGGCCUAGAAACCGAAAUAUGGUGUUGGUGGCCUAGAAAUCCAAUUUUGAUGGGCUAGAAAAUGAUAAAUAUACAUUUGGAGGCCUAGAAACCCAAAUACUGUUCUUGGUGGCUUAGAAACCCAAAUACAAGAUUCAGAUGGCCUAGAAACCCAGAAAUAAUGCUUUUUCUGGCCUAGGAAUCCGGAAAUACUAUUAUCGGUGGCCUAGAAAUCCAAGUACUGCUUUUGGAGGCCUAGAAACUCAAAAACCUGAUUUUCAUGGCCUAAUUUUAAGAAAUACCAAACUUUAACUUACAUUUUUCAAAUUUUUUGAAUUGAAAAAUCAAUGCUUUCUAUUUUUUGCUCAAAAAAUUCCAAUAUUUUUCAGCCGCAAAAUCCAGGUGGAUUACUCCAAAGAGAGAUCAAAAUCGAAAAUAUGGAAGGAUUCGAUAGAAAUCGAGGCCAAAUGGCGGCUCGCCAACGAGACGAUCAAAAUUUGCUCAAUUUCCAAUGCCGCGUCUGCGAAGUCUACACAAACGAGGAAAAAUUGAUGACGUUGGUGCCGCGCGAAAUGCGCGAACUCUACAAAUGGUUCGAUAUUUUGGGCAUGGAUUUCGCGGAAAACGUCGUCAAAAACCAGGAACCCCAUUAUAUUUGCAUGUGUCAUUUGAAAGAUAUGGUAACUCAAUUGACCAAUUUGUUGUGAAUAAUUUACUAUUUUUUUAUUUUUGUUGAACACUGUUUUCUUGUUUUUUUAUACGCACUUUUUCUUGUUUUAAUAAAUUUUGGUUUGGGGAAAUCCUCUUUUUUUCCCCGAAAAAUAUCAUUUGUCUAGACAUCAUAUUUUUGAAAAAGAAGAAUUUUUUGAAUUUUCAAUUUCAAAAAUGAAAAUGAAAAUCCAGAUUUUUCUCCAAAUUAUUAAUUUCCAAAUUUCCACCAUUUUCACCCAAGAGGCUUUUCACCUUCUCAUGCAAAAUCCAAUGAUUGCUCAUAUUUCAAUGCGGCACACGGAAGCUUAUAAAAUCCGCGCGGAAAAUCCGGAAAACGAUGAGUUCCACGUGGAAAAAAUGCUGGAAAAUGUGCCGAAAGCGUGGGUUUUUUAUUGAUUAAUUUCAUAAUUAAUUAGCUAAUUAAUGAUUUUAGGUUGGCUAAUUUGUUUAGCGAUGAUUUUGAGAGAUCAUUUGAGAACUUGGAACAAUAUUUAGGAACUUUGAAUUUGAAAAUUUGUGAGGAGAACUUAAAGACUUGUGAGUUAUUUUUAAAAAUUCACUUCAAAAUUAUCUAUGUAGCUACAGUAAUUUUUAAUUAGUGUAAUUAAUUAAUAAAAUUAUUUUUUUUCAGUCCAUCAAAAUCAAACCCUUGGACUCUACAACUAUAUCAAAUUCGAAAAUUCCAAAUAUUUGAAAAAUCCCAAGAAAUCAGAAUCUACUGUGUCUAAAAUCACAUUCCACUUCGAAAAUGAAAAAAUGUACACAAAUGACGCCAUCAAAUUUUUUGUCAAUGUUGAAUUGACACAUAAAAUGGGAUGGAAAAUAACAAAGAAGAUUUUUGUGGAAGUUCGGAGAAGUGUUGAUGUGAAAAGUGCAAGAUAUCUAGUGACUCAUAUUAGUUUUGAUGGAGAUUGUUAUGAUUUGGAGAGUUUUGAGAGCUCGAAUUCGAGUUUGGUGAAUAUUUGGCGGGGAAAUGGGGAAGCGGAAACUGGAAUUGAGAAUGCUGAAAAAUUUAUCGCAGGAUUUUCAGAUGUGUAAGUUCAGUGUGGCAGAAAAAAAUAUGUGGAGAAAAAAUGUUACAGAAUUUUGGAAAGGGAAACUUAUCAGGAAUUUUCAUAUUUCACAGAUGAUUUUGAAAUUAUUUAUCAAGUUGGAGGAAAUGUGAAAAUACAGGAGAGAGGUUUAUGUUAUGACGUGGCGAACAAUAAUUUAAGCCUUUGGAAAAAAUCACAAAAAUUUUUGAAUAUUCAGAACACUGUUGAGAUCUGAAAAUCAAAAAUUCAAUAAUUUUUUUUUGCCACGUCAUAACUCAAUCUUUUCUUCAGAGUCUGCCCUCGAAUUCUUGAAAACCUUUGCCGAAAAAAUUUCGAAAUCACAAAAUCAAACAUUUUUCAUUAUCACUCAAAACCUGGAUCACACAGUUUUUCGAAUUUCUUUCAAUUCGAAUCCGGAAAAUUUAAAAUGGAGUUUUCAUGUUGAAAUUGUGAAGGUAAACACUUUUUUUUGAUUUUGAAAAAACUUUUUGUUUUUUUUUAGCAAAUUUCAACCUGGAAAACUUCGCGAAUAAUUUUGAAUCAUCCAAUUUUCGGAUAUAAUCAUUUUUUUGAAAUUGAUCAAAAUUCAACCAUGAAAUUUGCAAACGAAAUUAGUCAAUUGUGAGUUUUCAGAUAGAUUUUCAGUCAUAAUUCUGAUUUUUCAGACAAUGGGAUACAAUGAAAUCAGUGAAAAAAUUCGAAAUAAUCGAGAUUUGUGAAAAACAAGUUGUUUUUGAUGAAAAAAAUCCGGAAAUUUAUGAUUUCUUCAGAAGAUUUGCAGGAUUGGUUGGCGGAGAAAACCAGCUUGUAAGUUUUUUUUUUGAUUCCUAACUUGCUCCAUUUUUUACAGAACUCAUUCAAAAUAUCCAAUUUCAAAUUGAAGAAAAAUGAUGAAUUCGAUUUCACAGUCAUUUAUUCUUAUGGUAAAAUAUCGAUUGAGGUGCAUUAUAAAGAAAGAUUUGUAAGGCUUUUUUGAUAGACUAUUCUGAUUUCAAUUUAUUUUUUUCAGAACUAUAAACUUGGAAUUUUCCAACAUAAAAGUAUCACCUUGUAUUGCCCUCUGGAUUAA
This is a messenger RNA of Caenorhabditis angaria, 3168 nucleotides long. Lineage: Eukaryota; Metazoa; Nematoda; Chromadorea; Rhabditida; Rhabditidae. The record is from the annotation of a GenBank genome assembly.